ACGGGUGAAUCCUCUCAAACAGAAACGGUCUCGGAAGAAAACAAGAGCUUGAUGUGGAUUCUGUUGAAACAGCUGCGGCCUGGCAUGGACUUGUCCCGAGUGGUUCUGCCCACCUUCAUCCUGGAGCCACGUUCUUUCCUCAACAAACUCUCUGAUUAUUACUACCAUGCUGACCUACUUUCCCAAGCUGCACUCGAAGACGAUUCAUACAGUCGAAUCAAGCAAGUUUUGAGAUGGUAUUUGUCAGGCUUUUAUAAGAAGCCAAAGGGAAUAAAAAAGCCAUAUAACCCCAUUUUGGGAGAGACCUUUCGCUGCUGUUGGUUUCAUCCACAGACAAACAGUCACACGUUUUACAUCGCGGAACAG
Messenger RNA from Terrapene triunguis (Three-toed box turtle), 366 nucleotides. Its product is annotated as oxysterol-binding protein-related protein 5-like. The transcript has 3 exons. The record is from RefSeq and is a predicted model, not a curated record. Gene Ontology annotation, molecular function: sterol binding. The annotation marks the transcript as partial. NCBI's taxonomy places the organism in Eukaryota, Metazoa, Chordata, Testudines, Emydidae. Gene Ontology annotation, biological process: phospholipid transport. Gene Ontology annotation, cellular component: cytosol; membrane; intracellular membrane-bounded organelle.